This is a messenger RNA of Musca vetustissima, 1718 nucleotides long. Its product is annotated as putative divalent cation/proton antiporter TMEM165. The transcript is spliced from 5 exons. The record is from RefSeq and is a predicted model, not a curated record. Gene Ontology annotation, molecular function: manganese ion transmembrane transporter activity; calcium ion transmembrane transporter activity. Gene Ontology annotation, biological process: calcium ion transmembrane transport; Golgi calcium ion homeostasis; manganese ion transmembrane transport. Gene Ontology annotation, cellular component: Golgi apparatus. The coding region runs from base 45 to 1718 and encodes 557 amino acids. Lineage: Eukaryota; Metazoa; Arthropoda; Insecta; Diptera; Muscidae.
GGAAUAUACCACGGAAAUAAUUUUGCAAUACCUCCGCAGCAAAUAUGUCACAGAAUCAGUCGUAUUUUUGGCAAACCACCAGACACAAUGUCUACCUGAAGCGUUCGGCCAAAUUACAUAUGCUAUUGGCAUUGAUGGCCGUGCUGACGUUCUCCACUAUAUGCGUGGCAGAGAUCGAUGCAGCCAAGAACCUUGAUGACACGGCACUAGAAAUGGGCAUAGCCACGAAAGUCUCCAACGAUGAUGCGAUACUUGUUAAAGAUGAACAAUUCGAUAUUGGCAAUGAUUUACCAGCUCAAGAUCCAACAAUGGAAACCACCAAACCUAAGGCCGGCUUUCUCGAUGCUUUUACAGCAUCGAUCUCUGUAAUUCUAUUUACAGAGCUAGGAGAUAAGACUUUUUUCAUUGCAGCCAUAAUGGCUAUGCGUCACCCACGUCUGGUCGUCUUCACAGGUGCCAUUACGGCCUUGGCCCUUAUGACGGUCCUAUCGGUGGUGUUUGGCGUGGCUGCAACAAUUAUUCCUAAGGUUUAUACAUAUUACAUUUCAACAGCAUUGUUUGCCUUUUUCGGUUUGAAAAUGAUCUACGAGGGUUACUUCAUGAAGGACACCGAUGCCCAAGAGGAAUUGGAAGAAGUUCAGGCAGAUUUACGUAAACGUGAAGAUGAGUUCCUUCGCACAAAACGUGGCAGCGACAGCGAAACCAAACGCAAAAACAGCAAUUCGGACAAGGAAGACAACGAUGUGGAACGCGGCGCGGGCGCCUCAUCAUCCACAACCAACGCAACGACUGCUGCUGCUGCUGUCUUGUCCACUACCAAGAACCCCGAAAUGCAACACCGUCAACGCAAACAACUCUCAUCGAAUCAUUCAUCUAGCAUUACAAGCAACGGCUGUGAACAACCGAACAAAGACGUCGAUAGUGUCCAUGAUGCUGAUAUUGAUAGUGGCGAAGCUGAUGCCUUUCUCAAGGGCAACAACGAUGAACACAUCAAAAUGUCCACUUUCCACAGCAGCCCAGCAUUAUCGGCAUCCGCCUUAUCCAAUCAAACGAAUCAAACCAAUUGUGAUGAUAACUCUAGUAUUAAUAAGCUUAGAUUUAAUGGAACAACAAGUAAUGGUGGUACCCCGCAAAAGCGUGGCGCCAGUGGAGCCGAUGUGCUGGUUCAUUCAAGCUCCGCAAUGGCCAAUAUGAACAAAUCUUCGUCCUCGAACAAAUUGAAUGGCGGCCCAAUACUUAACAACAACAACUCAACCACCAUCAUCAACUCGAACAAUAAUAGUAUCGAUAAUUUAAAUGGCACUGCUGGUCAGUCCAAUGGCGAUUUGAAACAAUUUGGCGGAAGCAAAAAACGGCUGGAACGUGAUGUUUCUGCUAGCUUAAUACAGGAUCCAGAAAGUGGUGUAGUACGUAAGAAUACGAAAAAAUCGGCAGCAUAUUUAACGACACGUGUUUUGAUGCAAGCUUUUACAAUGACCUUCCUGGCCGAAUGGGGUGAUCGUUCUCAAUUGACUACGAUUAUUUUGGCCACAACUAAGGAUGUUUAUGGUGUUAUUACCGGUGGCGUUAUUGGUCAUUCCAUUUGCACCGGUUUGGCUGUGAUUGGUGGCCGCAUGGUGGCUGCCAAAAUUUCUGUGCGCACCGUUACCAUUGUUGGUGGUAUUGUGUUCCUUGGUUUUGCCUUGUAUGCCCUAAUAGCAAAACCAGACGAUUUGUAA